This is a messenger RNA of Eimeria tenella, 396 nucleotides long. RefSeq lists its product as uncharacterized. Bases 1 to 396 code for a protein of 131 amino acids. The record is from RefSeq and is a predicted model, not a curated record. The transcript has a single exon. Lineage: Eukaryota; Apicomplexa; Conoidasida; Eucoccidiorida; Eimeriidae.
AUGGCAGCAGCACCACGAACAGCAGCAGCAGCAGAAGCAGCAGCAGCAGCAAGACAAGGUUUGGGAGCUGCUUCAUCUUCGGCAUCAGCGGAAAGCCUCAGCAGCACGCAGCGAGUGCUGUGCUGGAUUCCCUGCGGCAGUACACAGAGCAGCAGCGGCAGCUGCAGCAGCAACAGCAGCAACAGCAGCAACGGCAGCAGCAGCAACAAGAGCAAGUCGCAGCAGGGACCACAUCUGUUUCCCCCGGGGAUGCAGCAGCAGCAACAACAGCAGCACGUCUGGCAGCGUCUGCUGCUCCUGCCUCUGAUUCUCCUGGAGCUACAGCAGCAGGAGCAGCAGCAGCAGGUGCAGCAGCAGCAGCAGCAGUUCCUGCUGCUGCUGCAGUGCACCCGUUGA